AAAUGAGCCAUGAAUCAGUAGAAAUAUUCACAAUUUGACCUACUGUCAAAAUUCUACAUGAAAUAUGUAAAAGCAGGACCAGUGAAUGAAUUUCUAUGGAGGCACUUUCAGCAGCAGUGAGUGUUUUCUCAUCAUGAUGGACUGAACCCGCACCACUUAGAUAUUAUUAGCACAAAGCCAUGCUACCACUAAGUCCCAGCUGCUGGCUUUGUUUGUCAAGCACAUUCUUUCCGCCUUGCCUUGCUCCUGUCAGAAUAUGAGGUAAUGUUCCACUUUUAUGUUUUGAAUCCAUCUUCAGUUCCAACUGAAAUAAACAGCAGAUUCUGCAACAGUUGGAACCUCCAUGAAUAUCAAGUGAAUAUAGGAAACAGAGAGAUGAAGCUAUAGAGGACAGAAAUGAGGGAGAGUGGAGUGUUAGCGGGGAAUGAUUCCUGAUGUGGCCUUCCCCUGUUAUCCAUUCUCUGCCUCACUUCACAACUUUAUCUGAAGAGCUUUGUUUUCACAGGUUUUCAGUUAAGUGGACAUUAUAUGUCAACAACAUUUUAUGGCAUUAUUUUAUCUUCAAUAAAUGUUAUUUCUCACUUUAUUCUGUUUUUAUGGUUUAGUCUUGUACGGUUAAGCUUUUUGUGACUUAUUAAAUUAAUUUGUAAAGUCUGCAUCAAAGCUCUUUCCCUUUUCUUAUCUUCACCUCCACUCUCACUCCCAAGAAAUGUUCUGACAGCAAACUUUCCUCUCCAUCUUUUCUGUGCGACUUGUAAUAAAAAUAGAACACUGUUCCCUUUUUCCAGGGAGGUGGUGACACACGUGCCCCCUCCCAAACACGCAGGACGCUGUGCCACAUAUAAGUGCAGCAUAAGAGCAGCUGUAAGAGAGUGUGUGACCAUAAAUACAAACAUAACAAGCAAGGUAUAGAAUAGAAAAAGAGGCUCUGUGGUUAAAUAAGAGUCUCCAGAGAAAGAUUAGUCAUUUUUGCAACUUUCACGUUCCUCCUCUGUCUCACCCAUCCAUGAGUGUGUCCAACUCCACAGCUUUUCGAUCGGAGCGUAGUUUCCACCAGACAUCUUCCUCCAGCUCAUCCUCUGGCCAACCAUACAUGGAGAACAGCCGUGGAAUGUUUCCUGAAGGCUUUGGCUCCUUUCUUAGGCCUGGAAGCGACACUUUGGAUUUUUCGAGUGGGCCUGGAAAAAUCAAAACCCUUGGGGACACAUACCAGUUUACAGUUGAUGUGCGAGACUUCUCUCCUGAAGAUGUUAUUGUUACUACAUCCAACAAUCAGAUAGAGGUUCACGCAGAGAAGCUGGCUCAGGAUGGUUCAGUAAUGAACACGUUCACCCAUAAGUGCCAACUACCAGAGGAUGUGGACCCCACCACUGUGACGUCAUCGUUGGGCCCUGAAGGGACCUUGACAAUUAGUGCACAGAGGAACCAAGUCAAGCACGACAUUAUACAAACGUUUCGCACUGAGAUCAAAAUCUAGAAAGAUAAAAUUCCUCGACUCAGAUCCAUUACAUCAAUCUUUUUGUUCCUACUAUCUGUAUUAUUUCUUAUUUGUUUCAACCUCUAUUCAGUGAACUGUUCCACAUCUACCUUACAACAGCAAUGGUUUUUGUUGCCCAUUGUGUUGUCAGUUUCUUUGCAAAUAUUCAGUCUGAUGCAGCAGGAAAAGCUUUUAUUGGCCAAACUAUAAUCACUAGCCACAUUAUUAGGUCCGCUUAGCUAGUACAGGGUUGGACCGUCUUUUGCCUUCAGU
Oryzias melastigma (Indian medaka) is the source of this 1750-nucleotide messenger RNA. It is a transcript of the gene hspb7, whose product is annotated as heat shock protein family, member 7 (cardiovascular). Gene Ontology annotation, biological process: heart development. Bases 1007 to 1477 code for a protein of 156 amino acids. The record is from RefSeq and is a predicted model, not a curated record. Gene Ontology annotation, cellular component: nucleus; cytoplasm. Lineage: Eukaryota; Metazoa; Chordata; Actinopteri; Beloniformes; Adrianichthyidae. The transcript has 3 exons.